This is a messenger RNA of Amaranthus tricolor (Joseph's coat), 773 nucleotides long. Its product is annotated as FCS-Like Zinc finger 5. The transcript has 2 exons. Bases 125 to 559 code for a protein of 144 amino acids. The record is from RefSeq and is a predicted model, not a curated record. NCBI's taxonomy places the organism in Eukaryota, Viridiplantae, Streptophyta, Magnoliopsida, Caryophyllales, Amaranthaceae.
AGAUCCACUCUUUGAUUCUUUCAUUUUCUCACUCUAUUAGACUACUCUGUAUCUCCAUUUCCACUUUCUCUCCCUCUCUCUCUUCCCAACCCAUUGCUUUAGAGAGAGAAAGUGAGGAUCCAAGAUGAUGCUGGGAAAGAGGCGGCGCUACCCUAUAAAGAGGACUACCAGUAUGACCAACUUCUCUUUUGAUGAUCUAUCUGUCGUGCUCCCUCCACCAUCAGAUCAAAAUCAUCAUCAUGCAGUUGUAGAUCAUCAAAAGGUGAUGGGAUUUGCUUCACCAAGACCCAUACAUAGACGAAAUUCAGCUGAUUUUAAUAUCAAUAAUCAUAGUUCGUCAAAUACUUUUCUCAGAACUUGCUCGCUCUGCAACCGUAUGUUGGCACCUGGCCGUGAUAUCUUCAUGUACAGAGGGGAUACUGCAUAUUGCAGUCUGGAGUGCCGGCAGCAGCAAAUGACACAAGAUGAAUGGAGGGAAAAAGAUUCUAAGUCUGCAACUAAAUCUCACCAUCCUCCUCCAGUCUCUUCUACUACUGCCGAGUCCAUCGCCGCGUUGUAGGCUUUUUUCUUAAUAAAACGACGAGUUUCAUUCUUACCUUUUUUUUUUUCAGAAUUAUAAAUCAAAUGUAAUGUACUCAAUGUUUCAAUAUUUGGGAAGUUUGGGAGGGACAAAUUUGUCAAAUAUCAUUGGCAUAUGGUCCCUUAAACUUUGGCCAAGCCUACUUCAUUACUCAUUACUCAUUAUUGUAUUUGUAAUGCAUGAUUUUUGGAUA